Molecule: messenger RNA, 1126 nt
Organism: Cryptomeria japonica (Japanese cedar)
Lineage: Eukaryota; Viridiplantae; Streptophyta; Pinopsida; Cupressales; Cupressaceae
Product: F-box protein PP2-B10-like
Exons: 3
Coding region: 22-858 (278 amino acids)
Molecular function (GO): protein binding
Source: RefSeq, a predicted model, not a curated record
CUUAAACUAGGUUAAAGAUAGAUGGAGAUCUCAAGAGAAGAAAAGGAUGGCGCUUCGUUGGAUGAGUUGGCAGAGAAUUGUAUUUCAACCAUUCUCUCCUUCACAACUGUGAAAGAUGUCUGCCGUUUGGCCGCUGUGUGUCGAUCUUGGAGAUCUGCUGCCGAUGCACAUUUGGUGUGGGAGAAAAUGAUCACUCAACGCUUCGGCCAAGACAUUUCACAGGGAAUCUCUUCUCUUGCCUUCCCUUCGAAGAAACACCUCUAUUUCUCUCUCGUUACAGACCAUGGGACCAAGAGUAUUUGGUUGGAUGAAUCUACUGGAAAGAUUGGUUGCAUGAUAUCUGCACGAGAUUUAUGCAUAGCUUGGGGUGAUAACCGUUCUUAUUGGGAAUGGGUGAGGCGGGAUGAUUCAAGAUUCGAGCAAGUUGCUAGAUUGCGUUAUGUGUGGUGGUUUGACGUAUGGCAACGUUUCAAGUGCAGUAUAUUGUCUCCCAAUACACAGUACAGAGUAUCAUUUAUUAUUAGAAUGGAUGACAACAGUCGUGGGAGCCGAUAUGGUGGGUAUCCAUCUCCCUUCAUCUUCUCAGUUGUAGCGCCUGAUGGUGUUCGAAUGGAAUCUGUUCGAUUUUUGGAUGAUCUAGAAAAACCAGUUGAAAAACAUGCGAAAGGAUUCAGCAUGACUCCUUUUUCACAAGAUGAGAAUGGCUGGCUAGAAUUUGUUGCUGGUGAGUUCUUCAUAGAAGAGGUGUUUCCCAAUGGAGGGGCAAAAGAGAUUGUGUUCUGCAUGAAAAACGUAGAUUGCAGCUUCACCAAGAGUAAUGUUUGGGUUGAGGGUGUUAAGAUAGAGCCUAAGCAUUAGCUGUGUACUCAACAUGCCUUCACAAUUGGGUGUCUACAAUUAUCAUUACUGUAGUGUCAUUUUAUCUUUUCAGGAGACAGAUUGGUAAUAAUGCAAAUGAAAUUUGGUUGAUAGUGUGCGAAAAAUGAUUAUUGAAUAUUGUAGAAAAGGAUGAUAGAAUGGUAUAGUGUGAAGUUAGGGUAUCAAAAUUUAUUGACGAGAGGUGAGAGUUGAGACAAUAAGAAUAAUUGAUUUAAAAUGUUUUUGAUUAGGUAUGCAGGAUUUUGAA